Molecule: messenger RNA, 3041 nt
Organism: Phodopus roborovskii (desert hamster)
Lineage: Eukaryota; Metazoa; Chordata; Mammalia; Rodentia; Cricetidae
Gene: Ttll3
Product: tubulin tyrosine ligase like 3
Exons: 13
Coding region: 84-2864 (926 amino acids)
Biological process (GO): cilium movement; protein modification process; cilium assembly
Cellular component (GO): cilium
Source: RefSeq, a predicted model, not a curated record
CUGGAAACAGAGGGCGGGGCCUGAGAGGGCGCCUGGGCGGAGGCGCGCACUGGGGCGCUGGGAGCGAUCCUGGCGAGAGGCGCAUGCAGGGCCUCAGCGCAGCGCUUCUCCUGAGCGCGGGGCAGCUGGUGCCUGCAGCCGCCUGGUACCGCCAGGAGGGCGGCUCGGAGUGCAGCUGGCACCGGAGGCCGCAGCCGCCCGAGCUCCGCUCCAAUUACCCUCCCCGGUGGCCCUGGGCAUGCAACUCCGAGUUUGACGCUCCCGGGAGGCAGCCAUGGCCUGGGCCCGCCUCCGCCAGGCCCGACGGGGUGCGCUGCUGUGGCAGCCGUGGGGAUUGCAACUCAUUGUCUACGCGCCACCUAAGCAGCGCCCACGAGUUCGUGCUGGGUGCUCAGGACACUGCGAACCCCUACCCCGUCUGCUCCCUGCUCCCCCCGACCCUGGCUGAGCCCCUGCCUGAUGCCCCGCCACCGCCUGAUGAUUCCCUUGUCCUCUGGCGAGGAUUCUCCAAGGGACCUCACCACAUGGGCCGACUCAGAAACGCCAAAAUCCACGUAGAGAGAGCCGUCAAGCAGAAGAAGAUCUUUAUGAUUCAUGGCCGAUACCCAGUGAUCCGGUGUCUAUUACGCCAGAGGGGCUGGGUAGAAAAGAAGAUGGUCCAACCACAAGGCACCAUCCUGCCGGCGCCCCAGAAGGAUCUAGACAGUUCAGUGAUGGGUGAUAGUGAUACCACGGAAGAUGAGGAUGAAGAAGAGAAUGAGGAGUUUCGGGAGCCACAGCUGUUGGACUUCGAUGGUUUUUUGGAAUUUGACGACCUGGAUGGGGUACAUGCUUUGAUGUCCCGCAUGGUUCGGAAUGAGACCCCCUACCUCAUCUGGACCACUCGUCGAGAUGUGCUGGAUUGUCGCUUCCUCUCCAAGGAUCAGAUGAUAAACCAUUAUGCCCGUGCAGGCUCCUUCACUACAAAGGUGGGCCUGUGUCUCAACCUCCGGAAUCUUCCAUGGUUUGAUGAGGCUGAUGCUGACUCCUUCUUCCCACGAUGCUAUCGCCUUGGAGCAGAGGAUGACAAGAAAGCCUUCAUAGAGGACUUCUGGCUGACAGCUGCCCGCAACGUUCUCAAGCUGGUGGUGAGGUCGGAAGGGAAGCCACACUCCAUUUCCAUCAAGUCAAGAGAGAAAGAGGUCCUCGAAAGCAUACUGCCCAAGAAACAGGAAAAAAAGACUGUGACUGUGUCCCCAGAGUUUGUGGAUGAGGCUCUAAGUGUAUGCGAGGAGCAUCUUAGCAGCAUGGCCCACAAGGACAUAGACAAGGACCCAGAUGCCCCAUUGUACUUCAGCCCUGAGGGUUGGUCCACCUUCCUACAGCGCUACUACCAAAUAGUCCAUGAAGGAGCAGAACUGAAACACCUAGAGGCCCAGGUCCAGCGCUGUGAAGACAUCCUACAGCAGCUUCAGGCAGUGGUACCCCAGAUCGACAUGGAGGGGGAUCGAAACAUCUGGAUUGUGAAGCCAGGAGCCAAGUCCCGUGGCCGAGGUAUUGUGUGCAUGGACCACCUGGAAGAGAUGCUGAAGCUGGUGGACUGCAACCCCAUGCUGAUGAAGGAUGGCAAGUGGAUCGUGCAGAAGUACAUUGAGCGGCCCCUGCUCAUCUUCGGCACCAAGUUUGACCUGAGACAGUGGUUCCUGGUGACUGACUGGAACCCACUCACUGUGUGGUUCUACCGAGACAGCUACAUCCGCUUCUCCACACAGCCCUUCUCCCUGAAGAACCUGGACAACUCGGUGCACCUAUGUAACAAUUCCAUCCAGAGACACCUGGAGGCCUCUUGUCACCGGCACCCGAUGCUGCCCCCAGACAACAUGUGGUCCAGCCAGAGGUUUCAGGCCCACCUGCAGGAGGUGGGCGCCCCAAAUGCCUGGUCUAGUGUCAUUGUACCCGGCAUGAAGGCUGCUGUGAUCCACGCCCUGCAGACCUCCCAAGACACUGUGCAGUGCCGGAAGGCCAGUUUUGAGCUCUAUGGGGCCGACUUUGUGUUUGGGGAAGACUUCCGGCCCUGGUUGAUUGAGAUCAAUGCCAGCCCCACCAUGGCACCUUCCACAGCUGUCACUGCCCGCCUGUGUGCCGGUGUGCAAGCAGAUACGCUGCGUGUGGUCAUUGACCGGCGACUGGACCGUACCUGUGACACGGGAGCCUUUGAGCUCAUCUAUAAGCAGCCUGCUGUGGAGGUGCCCCAGUAUGUGGGGAUCCGGCUCCUGGUGGAGGGCUCUACCAUCAAGAAGCCCAUGGCAGCGGGUCAUCGGCGGACAGGGGUCCGCUCAUCACUCCCUCAUCUGCUGGCCCAGCAAGGCUCUGGGGAAGGCAAGGACUCGGGGUCCCCUACCCACAGGUCAGCUUCUAGGAAAGAUGCUGGGGCCAGGAGCCUGGGACACACUGAGAAGCCAGACUCUACGGCCACCACCUCAGUCCCCGGAAAGGGGAAGAAAGCCCCUGCCCACUUCCCUAGUCUCCAUUCCAAGGCCUGGCUGCCUUCUUCCCGUGUGCUCCGACCCCAGGGCCGGGUCCUCAGACUACAGCAUGGCCAACUGGUGGGCUCUAAGGCUCUGUCAGCCACAGGCAAGGCCUUGAUGACUCUACCUACUGCCAAGGUUCUGAUGACCUUCCCACCUCACCCUGAUCUCAAGCUGGCACCCAGCAUGCUGAAGCCAGGAAAGGUGGGCCUCGAGCUGUGCCUCACACCCUGGCGGGCAGUGCUGAGCAGUGGGAUCGGGGCUGAAGGGCACAGACUGAGGGCAGCACCCAGACCAUGCAGCGCCCCAGGGAAGGGCUUGUCUUCCCCAGAACCCUGUUCUAAGACAGAGGCCUGAUCAUAUCUCUCUCCCUCCCCUCCUUACACCGAGGCUGCUAUUUCCCUGCACCUUCGAGGCCCCCCCUUUGGAAGUGCCUCGUGGCCUCUGCCCUUUGAAGUUGGACCUCUUCCUAGCACCCACAGGAAAGUCAAGGCCAAAGGCAAGUUCAAGGCCAGACUCUGCGACAAAACCAGG